Messenger RNA from Panthera uncia (snow leopard), 1460 nucleotides. RefSeq names its product zinc finger protein 347-like. The record is from RefSeq and is a predicted model, not a curated record. Lineage: Eukaryota; Metazoa; Chordata; Mammalia; Carnivora; Felidae. Bases 1 to 1404 code for a protein of 467 amino acids. The transcript has a single exon.
AUGAAAUCUAGCAUUGCCCAGAAUCAGAGAAUUCAUCCCAGAGAGAAACCCCAUCAACGCCUUCACCCUGGGAAACCCUUUAGAGAUUGUUCUCACCUUAACCCACAUGACAGUGUUCAUUCUGGGGAGAAAUCCUAUGAAUGUAAAAAAGAUAAAAAUACCUUUAUCAGGAGUUCUUUCUUAGGUGCACAUGAGAGAGAACAUACAAGAGAGAAAUCCUAUGAAUUCAGUGACUCUGGCGAAGUCUUAAAUUCAAACUUCUACCUUAAGAAGCAUGAAAAAACUCACAUUAGAGACAACUCUGUUCAAGGUAGGCAGUGUAGUAAAGUAUUGCAGAGCCGCUCAUCUAUUACAUUGCACGUGAGAACCCACAGUGGAGAAAAACCUUUUAAAUGUAACCAGUGUGGGAAAGCCUACAGUUCAAGCUCUUAUCUUAAUCGGCACAAGAGAAUUCACUCUGGGGAGAAGCCCUAUGGAUGCCGUGACUGUAGAAAAACCUUCAGAGAUAGUUCACUUCUUAGACAACAUGAAGAGAUUCAUUCCAAGGAUAAACCCUACAAGUGUGAUCAGUGCAACAAAACAUUCAGUAGAAGGUCUAGGCUUAACACGCACAAGAUAUUACAUACUGGAGAGAAGCCCUAUGCCUGCAAUGAUUGUGGGAAAACCUUCAGUAUUCUCCCGUACCUUAAAAGACAUAAGAGAAUCCAUACUGGAGAGAAAUCCGUUGUGUGUAACCUCUGUGGAAAAGCACUAAGUAGUGAGUCAUACCUGAAGACACACCUGAGGAUACAUACUGGAGAGAGACCUUACAAGUGUGGUCAGUGUGGGAAAACUUUUAGAAUGAGCUGUAAUCUCAUAGUGCACAAGAAGAUGCAUGCUGGAGAGAAACCGUGUAUAUGCAAGGUCUGUGGGAAAUCCUUCAGGGACCACUCGUGUCUGAAAGAACACAUGAGAAUUCACACUGGAGAGAAACCCUUUGCAUGCCAUCAGUGUGGGAAAACCUUCAGAGUGAAUUAUUUCCUCAUUUUGCACAAGAAAAUUCACAUGAGGACGAAACAAUAUGAGUGUAAGGAAUGUGGGAAAGCCUUCAGUGGUGUCUUAUCUCAUAGGAGACAUAUGAAAAAGCACACCAGGGAGAAGAAACCCUUCAACUGUAGUGAGUGUGGAAAAGCUUUUAGGAGGAAUGCAUCCCUUACAAUACACAUGAGAACCCACACUGGGGAGAAGCCCUACGAGUGUGAUCAGUGUGGGAAAACCUUCACUGUAAGGGGUAAUCUUACCGUGCACAAGAGAGUGCAUACUGGCGAAAAACCCUAUCAGUGCAAUGUCUGUGGUCGUGCUUUCAGUAAGCUCUUAUCCCUUCGGAGGCAUCAUGAGAGCACUCAUGCUGGACAAAACUCCUAGCAAUGUCCCUGUGGAAUAGUUCUUGAACUCUCGAUCUUUAUGGCAUACAAGCAAAU